Rasamsonia emersonii CBS 393.64 is the source of this 567-nucleotide messenger RNA. RefSeq names its product GPI anchored serine-threonine rich protein. The transcript is spliced from 3 exons. Bases 1 to 567 code for a protein of 188 amino acids. The record is from RefSeq and is a predicted model, not a curated record. NCBI's taxonomy places the organism in Eukaryota, Fungi, Ascomycota, Eurotiomycetes, Eurotiales, Trichocomaceae.
AUGCGCUUCGCCACUACCCUCGCGACCCUCCUCACCGUCAGCGUCGGCUUUGUCGCCGCCCAGGACAAUGGCACUCCAAGCAGUGCUGCCAGCCCUGGUGCUGCCACCGGCUCGUCGUCCUCGUCGUCGUCUAGCUGCCAGGCUCAGAACAUCCUCGACGCCUGUCUCGCCUCUACGACGCCGCAGCUGAAGGCCUGCGCAGCCAACGACUGGAACUGUCUCUGCGAGCAGAGCAACAACGUCCUGACCUGCUACAACAACUGCCCCAACGACCCCAACCGCUUCGGCGCCGAACAGUCCAAGACCUCCUACUGCAACGCCGCCAAGGCCAACAGCCCCAGCAGCAGCGCCAGCAGCGGUAGCAGCACGCCCACGCCUACCUCGUCCUCGUCCAACGNGUCCUCCACCGCGUCUUCCACCGGCAAGGGCGAAUCCUCGAGCAGCCCGACCUCGACGAGCUCCUCCAAGUCCGGCUCCAGCUCGACCGGUGCCGCACCGGGUGCUCUGUCUGUUCAGGCUGGUACGCUCGUCGGUGCUGUUGCUCUUGCGCUGGGUGCUGCGCUGUAA